ACCGAGGUCGGCCAUGUGCAAGACAAACGCCUGUGACGCUGAGGUGUCACUCAAGUAGCCUUUUUGCCCUCCCAUCUGCUUGGUUAGUGGGGGGAGGGAGUCGCUCUUCUCAGGUCAGUGAUGUGACCUGCGGGCUGAACAUCAUCUAGCCAAGCCAAGCAUGAGUCACAUUGUGCCCUGCCUGGGGCCCAGUGACUACUGGGUAAAUACUGGCCUUUUCUGGCCUCUUCAUUAGUGCUCAUGGCGCUGGGACGCCUGGUCAGGAGCGCUGCUCUCAUCCCCGGCCUCCUGGGGCAGGGAAAGAAGGCUGGAACUUCCACCAUCCGGUGCUUGCAUCAGACUCUCGCCAUGGCCAAACAGCUGCAGUCUCGAAGGCUGAAUGGGAUCGACAAGAACCCCUGGGUGGAAUAUACCCAGCUGGCUGCGGAAUACGACGUGGUGAAUUUGGGGCAAGGUUUUCCGGACUUUGCACCCCCAGACUUUGCCGUGGAGGCCUUCCAGCGCGCCAUCAGUGAAGACUUCAUGCUCAAUCAGUACACCAAGGCCUUUGGCUACCCGCCACUGACCAAGAUUCUGGCUCAUUUCUUUGGAAAACUUCUGGGCCAGGACAUGGACCCACAGAGCAAUGUGUUGGUGACCGUGGGGGCCUACGGGGCUCUAUUCUACACCUUCCAGGCUUUGGUGGAUGAAGGUGAUGAGGUCAUCAUCAUCGAACCCUUCUUUGAUUGUUACGAACCCAUGACACUCAUGGCAGGGGGGCGCCCCGUCUUUGUGUCCUUGAAGCCGAGCCCCGUUCAGGAUGGAGAAGUGACCUCUAGCAGCCACUGGCAGCUGGAUCCCGUGGAGCUGGCCAGCAAGUUCACACCACGCACCAAAGCUCUCGUCCUCAACACACCCCACAACCCCUUGGGAAAGGUUUUCUCCAGGUCUGAGCUGGAGCUGGUGGCCAGCUUGUGCCAGAAGCACGACACUAUCUGCAUAUCUGAUGAAGUCUACCAGUGGCUGGUCUUUGAUAGCUGUGAACACGUGAGCAUCGCCUCCCUUCCUGGCAUGUGGGAGCGAACGGUGACCAUUGGGAGUGCUGGCAAGACUUUCAGUGCCACCGGCUGGAAGGUGGGUUGGGCCCUGGGGCCUGAUCGGCUCCUGAAGCACGUGCGCACAGUGCACCUGAACUCAAUCUAUCAUUGCCCUACACAGGCCCAGGUUGCAGUAGCCCGUAGCUUUGAGCGGGAAAUGCAGCACUUUGGACAACCUAGCAGCUACUUCUCAAGCUUUCCUCAGACGGUUCAGCACAACAGGGACCACAUGAUCCACAGCCUGCAGUCUGUGGGCCUGAGACCUAUUAAGUCCCAGGGCAGCUACUUUAUGGUCGUAGAUAUCUCUGACUUCAAGAAAAAGAUGCCUGACUUGCCUGGUGCCCCAGAUGAAGCCUUUGACCGUCGGUUUGUCAAGUGGUUGAUGAAGAACAAGGGCUUGGCUGCUAUCCCUGUGUCCGUCUUCGCCAGCUCGUCCCACCAGAAGGAGUUUGACCACUUAAUACGCUUCUGUUUUGUAAAGAAAGAAUCCACGCUCAAGGCCAUGGAUGAGAGGCUGCUCAAAUGGCGGGAGGAGACUCGGGCCUGAGCCUCGCCUCUGUCCUGUGACCCUCUCAGUGAGGACUUACCCCUGUGCGAGCUGCACCCAGUGGGGGGAGAUAGAAAGUCCCAGGAAGAUUCGUCUGCCGGGGAAACGAAGGGUCUCCUUGCCAUGCUACUCACAGACCCACAUUUUGGGGCAGAAUGUUUCAUGACCUGUGAUCUUGGAAGGAUUAGAGGGCCCUCAGAAAUGACAGGGAUCCACAGCGUCUGAGCUUGUCCCCUAGAUUCAGUUCCUUACCUCACCUGGACUCAGGGAUUUGGGGUGGUUCUCCCCCAUAAUAAAGGUUUAAAUUAUUUAGAAA
Suncus etruscus (white-toothed pygmy shrew) is the source of this 1939-nucleotide messenger RNA. RefSeq names its product kynurenine aminotransferase 1 (gene KYAT1). Lineage: Eukaryota; Metazoa; Chordata; Mammalia; Eulipotyphla; Soricidae. The transcript has 13 exons. The record is from RefSeq and is a predicted model, not a curated record. Gene Ontology annotation, biological process: biosynthetic process. The coding region runs from base 241 to 1623 and encodes 460 amino acids. Gene Ontology annotation, cellular component: mitochondrion; cytoplasm. Gene Ontology annotation, molecular function: pyridoxal phosphate binding; L-kynurenine:2-oxoglutarate transaminase activity.